Molecule: messenger RNA, 938 nt
Organism: Pseudonaja textilis
Lineage: Eukaryota; Metazoa; Chordata; Lepidosauria; Squamata; Elapidae
Gene: SDF2
Product: stromal cell derived factor 2
Source: RefSeq, a predicted model, not a curated record
UCUAUGGCUUCCUGUCAGGAUCGACCGGCGGCGGAGGAUGAGGCUGGCGGCGGUGGCGGCGCUGCUGCUGCUGGUUCUCCGGCCGGGUGAGGCGGGCGAGACCGGCGCGGUGACCUGCGGCUCGGUGGUGAAGCUGCUCAACCCGCGUCACGGCGUCCGCCUCCAUUCGCACGACGUCCGAUACGGAUCCGGCAGCGGGCAACAGUCGGUGACCGGAGUCACCAGUGUGGACGACAGCAACAGCUACUGGCGAGUGCGGGGCAAGUCGUCCAGCGUCUGCGAAAGAGGCACCCCGGUACAAUGCGGCCAGACCAUCCGCUUGACCCACAUCAACACAGGCCGCAACCUGCACAGCCACCAUUUCACCUCUCCCCUUUCAGGCAACCAGGAGGUCAGCGCCUUUGGGGAGGACGGUGAGGGGGACUUCCUGGAUGACUGGACCGUCCUGUGCAGCGGCAAGUACUGGGAGAGGCAGAGCGAGGUGCGGUUCAAGCACACGUCCACCGAGGUGCUCCUUUCGGUCACCGGGGAGCAGUACGGCCGGCCCAUCCACGGACAGAGGGAAGUUCACGGCCUGGCUAAGUCCGGCCAGGACAGCUUCUGGAAGGCCAUGGAAGGGAUCUUCGUCAAGCCCACGGAGUGGCUCAAGGCCGGCCUCUACCACACGGAGCUAUGACCGGCAAGGGGCAUCCUCGUACGCCUACCACUCAAGGCCAUCCCGUCGGUACAGUCUCCCAGGCGGUGGCUGUGCUGACCGAGACGGGGCUGCGGCGGGCUCUUCUUUCCCACCCCCUGCAAAGGACAGUGGCCUUUCUGUGCUCGCUCUCGGCACGUGGCCCAUCGCUGCCUGUUUCAAGACAGGCUCUGUGUGUGCGCGUGCGUGUGUGCGUGCGUGCCUGGGAAUGGGCCCUCAAUAAACAUUGGAUAUCCAAACAGCU